CGCCGCCGCCGCUGCUGCAGCCUUCGAUUCCGUGCGUGUGGCUUUGUGUUCGCUGUGUGUCCGUCGCUAAGGCCGAAGCCACGGACGGUCCUAAGGGGGCUGUGCUCUCGGGUACCAGGAAGCGGACGCCGGUCUGAAGAAGACACUUGAAUCAUGGGUGAUGUUAAAAAUUUUCUGUAUGCCUGGUGUGGCAAAAGGAAGAUGACCCCAACCUAUGAAAUUAGAGCAGUGGGGAACAAAAACAGGCAGAAAUUCAUGUGUGAGGUUCGAGUGGAAGGAUAUAAUUACACUGGCAUGGGUAAUUCCACCAAUAAAAAGGAUGCACAGAGCAAUGCUGCCAGAGACUUUGUUAACUAUUUGGUUCGAAUAAAUGAAGUAAAGAGUGAAGAAGUCCCAGCUAUUGGGGUAGCACCCCCUCCGCCCCCAAUUACUGAUGUACCUGACAGCACAGCAGAUACUGGUGGAGGUUUACCAACAACCAUGGGAGGACCUCUUCCUCCACAUCUGGCUCUGAAGGCAGAAAAUAAUUCUGGAAUUGGGGCCUCUGGCUAUGGUGCUCCUGGGCCCACCUGGGAUCGAGGAGCCAACUUGAAGGAUUAUUACUCAAGAAAAGAAGAGCAAGAAGUACAAGCGACCCUUGAAUCUGAAGAAGUGGAUUUAAAUGCUGGGCUGCAUGGAAACUGGACCUUGGAAAAUGCUAAGGCUCGUCUGAACCAAUAUUUCCAAAAAGAAAAGAUCCAAGGAGAAUAUAAGUACACCCAAGUGGGUCCUGAUCACAACAGGAGCUUUAUUGCAGAAAUGACCAUUUAUAUCAAGCAGCUGGGCAGAAGGAUUUUUGCACGCGAACAUGGAUCAAAUAAAAAAUUGGCAGCACAGUCCUGUGCGCUGUCACUUGUCAGACAACUCUACCACCUUGGAGUGAUUGAAGCUUACUCUGGACUUACAAAGAAGAAAGAAGGAGAGACAGUGGAGCCUUACAGAGUUAACCUUUCUCAAGAUUUGGAGCAUCAGCUGCAGAACAUCAUUCAAGAGCUAAAUCUUGAGAUCGUGCCCCUACCUGAUGAUCCUUCUGUGCCUGUUGUACUCAACCUUGGCAAAUUGGCUCAUUUUGAGCCUUCUCAGCGGCAGAACCAAGUGGGCGUGGUUCCUUGGUCACCUCCGCAAUCCAACUGGAAUCCUUGGACUAGUAGCAACAUUGAUGAGGGGCCCCUGGCUUACGCUACUCCAGAACAAAUAAGCAUGGACCUCAAGAGUGAAUCAAUGUAUCAGCUGGAACAGGACCAUGAUUUGCAAGCAAUCUUACAGGAGAGAGAGUUACUGCCUGUGAAGAAAUUUGAAAGUGAAAUCCUGGAAGCAAUUAGUCAAAAUCCAGUUGUUAUUAUCCGAGGCGCUACUGGAUGUGGUAAAACCACACAAGUUCCCCAGUUUAUUCUAGAUGACUUUAUCCAGAAUGACCGAGCAGCGGAGUGUAAUAUUGUAGUAACUCAGCCCAGGAGAAUCAGUGCCGUUUCUGUGGCAGAGCGAGUUGCAUAUGAGAGAGGAGAGGAGCCUGGAAAAAGUUGUGGCUAUAGUGUUCGAUUUGAGUCUAUACUUCCCCGCCCUCAUGCCAGUAUAAUGUUUUGUACUGUGGGUGUACUCCUAAGAAAAUUAGAAGCAGGUAUUCGAGGAAUCAGUCAUGUAAUUGUAGAUGAAAUACAUGAAAGAGACAUAAAUACUGACUUCCUUUUGGUAGUGUUGCGUGAUGUCGUUCAGGCAUAUCCUGAAGUUCGCAUUGUUCUCAUGUCUGCUACUAUCGAUACGAGCAUGUUCUGUGAAUAUUUCUUCAGUUGCCCAAUCAUUGAAGUUUAUGGGAGGACUUACCCAGUUCAAGAAUAUUUUUUGGAAGACUGUAUUCAGAUGACCCACUUCAUUCCUCCACCAAAGGACAAGAAGAAGAAGGAUAAGGAUGAUGAUAAUGGUGAAGAUGAUGAUGCAAAUUGCAACCUGAUCUGCGGUGAUGAAUAUGGCCCAGAAACAAAGAUGAGCAUGGCUCAGCUGAAUGAGAAAGAAACUCCUUUUGAACUCAUCGAGGCUCUGCUUAAGUACAUCGAGACCCUCAACGUCCCUGGAGCUGUGUUGGUUUUUCUGCCUGGCUGGAAUUUGAUUUAUACUAUGCAGAAGCAUUUGGAAAUGAAUCCACAUUUUGGAAGCCAUAGGUAUCAGAUCCUACCUCUGCAUUCUCAGAUUCCUCGAGAGGAACAGCGCAAAGUAUUUGAUCCAGUACCAGGUGGAGUAACCAAGGUUAUUUUGUCCACCAAUAUUGCUGAGACAAGCAUUACCAUAAAUGAUGUUGUUUAUGUCAUUGACUCCUGCAAGCAAAAAGUGAAGCUGUUCACUGCUCACAACAAUAUGACCAAUUACGCUACAGUUUGGGCAUCCAAAACAAACCUCGAGCAGCGGAAAGGACGAGCUGGCCGCGUACGGCCUGGAUUCUGCUUUCACCUCUGUAGCCGAGCUCGUUUUGAGAGACUCGAAACCCACAUGACCCCGGAGAUGUUCCGAACACCAUUGCAUGAAAUUGCGUUGAGCAUAAAACUUCUGCGUCUGGGAGGAAUUGGCCAGUUCCUGGCCAAGGCAAUUGAACCUCCGCCCUUGGAUGCUGUGAUUGAAGCAGAGCACACACUUAGAGAGCUUGAUGCAUUAGAUACCAAUGAUGAGUUGACUCCUCUGGGACGAAUCCUGGCUAAACUCCCCAUUGAGCCUCGUCUUGGCAAAAUGAUGAUAAUGGGGUGUAUUUUCUAUGUGGGAGAUGCUGUUUGUACCAUCUCUGCUGCCACCUGCUUUCCGGAGCCUUUCAUCAGUGAAGGAAAGCGACUGGGUUAUAUCCAUCGAAAUUUUGCUGGAAACAGAUUUUCUGAUCAUGUGGCCCUUUUAUCAGUAUUCCAAGCUUGGGAUGAUGCUAGAAUGGGUGGAGAAGAAGCAGAGAUACGUUUUUGUGAGCACAAAAGACUCAAUAUGGCUACGCUUAGAAUGACCUGGGAAGCCAAAGUUCAGCUCAAAGAGAUUCUGAUUAAUUCUGGAUUUCCAGAGGAGUGUUUAUUAACACAAGUGUUUACUAACACUGGACCAGACAAUAAUCUGGAUGUUGUUAUCUCUCUCCUGGCCUUUGGCGUGUACCCCAAUGUGUGCUAUCAUAAGGAAAAGAGAAAGAUUCUCACCACUGAAGGGCGUAACGCGCUUAUCCACAAGUCAUCUGUUAAUUGUCCUUUUAGCAGCCAAGACAUGAAGUACCCAUCUCCCUUCUUUGUUUUUGGUGAAAAGAUUCGAACCCGGGCCAUCUCUGCUAAAGGCAUGACCUUAGUCACCCCCUUGCAGCUGCUUCUCUUUGCCUCCAAGAAAGUCCAAUCUGAUGGACAGAUUGUGCUUGUAGAUGACUGGAUCAGACUGCAGAUAUCUCAUGAAGCUGCUGCCUGUAUCACUGGUCUCCGGGCAGCCGUGGAGGCUCUGGUUGUUGAAGUAACCAAGCAGCCUGAUAUCAUCAGCCAGUUGGACCCCGUUAAUGAACGUAUGCUAAACACAAUCCGCCAAAUCUCUAGGCCCUCAGCUGCUGGUAUCAACCUUAUGAUUGGCAGUACACGGUAUGGAGAUGGUCCACGUCCUCCCAAGAUGGCUCGAUAUGACAAUGGAAGUGGAUAUAGAAGGGGAGGUUCAAGUUAUGGCGGUGGAGGCUAUGGAAGUGGUGGAGGCUAUGGGAGUGGUGGAAGCUACGGUGGCAGUGGCUAUGGGGGUGGCUCCAGCUCGUACCGGGGAGGCUACAGAGGGGCUUCCCGAGGUGGCUAUGGAGGUGCCCCAGGAGGAGGCUACAGAGGGUCUGGGGGGUCCCAGCGAGGGGCUGGCAGAGGGGGCUAUGGGAGCGGCUACUUCGGACAAGGAAGAGGAGGCGGUGGCUAUUAAAGCUGGCGAGUGUCAGUGGUGCGCAGACAGGUAAAAAAUGCAUGCUACCCAUUUUCCCAAGUUGUUUAUGUGCUGCCAAUAAGUAAACCCAUUUUCCACCUGUUCUGUGGUUUGUCGUAGUUUAAGGAAACUAAACACAUAGGUAUAUUAGUGAUUUUGUUUAUAUUAUGUAAAAUAUCAUGCUCUAUUAUAAAAGUACUACAGUUUGUAUUUUUUCUUUAAUGAGUAAAGAUUUGCCUUUAAAAUUAACUUGAUAUUUUCUUGACUUUAGUUUAAUACAAUAGAAAUAAAGUAUUACAUUGAAUACUGGCCAUGUAGUUAAUUGUUGAUCUUACACAUUAGAAAAAUUUUACAAUGGCACUUAAUUACAUCUGUUAGUUUUAAACAUCAGAGGAGAAACUACUUAGUUUCACAAGUACACCAAUUGAUGUUAUUACAGUAGUUAGAAUAAAUAGCCUGGAAAUGCAGUUGUUAUUCUUGCAGUAAAUACAGGCCAGUACACAGUUGACAUGGGCCUCUGUAUCUGAAUGAAACUUUUGACCUAAGGCUGAACAUUUUUACUUUUUCCCAAGCUUUGUCUUUGAAAAAUCUAAGACCAAGGUCAGCGUUCCCUUUUCUUAAGUUAGUUUCCAGUGUAACAGUUACUUUAAAAUUUUAAUCAAAAUUAAAAAUUAAUCUACGUAACCAUUGAAUAAAGAUUAUAUUUAGGCAAAGAAGCUUCACCAGUGCAUAAAGUUUAGAUAUUUGACAAGUAACUCUACAUUAACAUGUAUUUCAAAGGAUAUUUGUUAAGCUAGUUUAUUUUAGUGGAGAUGAUUAUAUGCUUAUAACACUUUAUAAGUUUCCAAUGAAUUUUCACAUUUCUAAUUUCAGAAAUAGCUCAGUAUAGUAGAGAUUAUGAAGUUUUUGGAUGAGACAGAACUGAGCUCAUAUCUUAAUGCUGCUGACACGUGAAUGAUCUUGGGCAACUUAUAUUUUGUGUUAAUGUCCUUUUCAAAAUUCUCCUCUCAUUAUACAUAUGUUCUUUAGAUCACCUUCAGCAGUUACUGUUGAUAAGCUGAUUAGUCCAGUUUACAGACUCUCCAAUCUGUAUCUCCAACUGAGACGUUCUUUCUGAGCAUCCAGACCUAUGUAAAGAACUACUUACUGGACAUACAUUUCUGUCCAGAAAUUUAAAAACUUAAGUACUUUACAAACUGAAGAAAAACCCCUAACUCAUCCUAUGUGCUAUACUCUGUUCACUGUUCAACUGGUUUUUGUUUGUUUAAACACGGAUAGGAGUUUCAGCCAAAGCCAUAAAUAUCACCACAUCUAGUCAAUUCUUCUUCCAGAACACCUUCCAGUUGUGCUAUUCUAAACUAGCUGCCUGUGUUCUAUUCAGGCUGUCAUUAACUUGGAUGUACACUGAUGCAGCCUCUUAACUGAUCUUCCUGCUUGUUAAGUCCUGCCUGUCUACAGUCCAUUCUCCACACUGCGGUGAGAUUAACAUUCCCAUACAAAUCUAAGGUCACCACCGUGCCUCUCUUUGCUUAAGCCAGUGGUUCCUAUUGCCUUUGGGGUAAAGGCUAAGCUCCCUUCUUAUCCCCUCACUCCUACCCUACACUCAGUUCCAUUCAGUAGCCACACCGUAUUUCUAGCCUUAAUCAGUGGCUUUGUGUCCUUUGCACAUGUGAAAAAUCCCAUAAAAGGUAUAAAUUUAGUAAUGCCUCGCCUGACUGCUGGUACGUAUUCCUCCAACUUCUUUAACUAGAAAUGGGAAAUCAAAAAUGGCCAAAAGGGAUAUCAAAUUACAUUCUGUGAAGCUUGGAAGAACCACUCAGGCAGGCAUAGUUCUCAGAAUUUAGCUAGAAACCUAAGGCAGUUGCUAUGCAGAUUUCUAGAACUCUUCUCUCUGCAGCUGUGUCCUGUAUUCUGCCCCACAAAUUUUAACUACCCUCCUCAAACUCCAGUGUCUUUUAACUCAGUGAGACUGCUCUUCUCCGCUUGUUCCUUUCUUCCUCUGUCAUGAUCCAGAGUGCCUCCACACAAAGUCAGGGUGGUCUUAGGCUCAUCUAAUUUUUCCCCUUAUUUGGGGGAUCACAGUUCUACAUUGCCUGUUGUCCAAUGUCUGAAAGCAGUUGACUCACAUAUAUAAUGUUUUGUUGUCAUUUCAACAGUCUUCACAGCAUCUUUACCAACCAGGUGUAGAUUCCAUCUUAAGAAACCACUUUCUUUGCUCAUCCAUAAGAAGCAGCUCCUCCUCUGUUCAAGUUUUAUCAUGAGAUGGCAGCAGUCGAGUCACAUCUUCAGGCUCCACUUCUAGUUCCCUUGCUGUUUUCACCGCAGCUGCAGUUACUUCCUUCACUGAAGUCUUGAGCCCUUCAAAGUCAUCCAUGAGGGUUGGAAUGAACUUCUUCCAAACUCUUGUUAAUGUUGAUAUU
Messenger RNA from Kogia breviceps (pygmy sperm whale), 6353 nucleotides. It is a transcript of the gene DHX9, whose product is annotated as DExH-box helicase 9. Gene Ontology annotation, biological process: positive regulation of transcription by RNA polymerase II; regulation of mRNA processing. Gene Ontology annotation, molecular function: RNA helicase activity; double-stranded RNA binding; ATP hydrolysis activity. NCBI's taxonomy places the organism in Eukaryota, Metazoa, Chordata, Mammalia, Artiodactyla, Physeteridae. Gene Ontology annotation, cellular component: cytoplasm; ribonucleoprotein complex; intracellular anatomical structure. The record is from RefSeq and is a predicted model, not a curated record.